Dentiscutata erythropus is the source of this 210-nucleotide messenger RNA. Lineage: Eukaryota; Fungi; Glomeromycota; Glomeromycetes; Diversisporales; Gigasporaceae. The record is from the annotation of a GenBank genome assembly.
AUGAACAUCCUUUCUCUACUUCUAUUAACAGAGAUUGAGAACUCUUCUUCAACUCAGAAGAUUUCAAUAGUUCAGUUGGAUAAACAAGCUCUUUCUUGGGAAGUAUGCUUUAAGAGUAUUGGAUUUCAGCAACAGUUGCUCAGUCAAUAUCAAGCUGGCAUUAGGUGUAAAAUGGCAUUAGGUGUAAAAUGGUCAUUUGGUCUUUUAAUG